UAUAUUCAAACGAAUUGAAAUGUUCGGUUUCCGGUUGAUUUACGUACAGCGACCUCUUUUUCCGGUUUACCUUAGUGCGUUAAACGCGUGUAACAAUGAAGGCGAAAGGUGAACUGAAAGAAUAUGAAGUCAUUGGACGUAAGCUGCCAACUAAGAAGGAGAAUAUACCUCCUUUGUAUAAAAUGAGAAUAUUUGCACCUGAUGCCAUUGUUGCAAAGUCUAGAUUUUGGUACUUCUUACGUCAAUUAAAGAAGUUUAAGAAAUCUACUGGAGAAAUUGUAUCUCUGAAACAGAUUCCAGAGAAAACUCCAAUCAAAAUAAAAAACUUUGGCAUUUGGUUGAGAUAUGAUUCCAGAUCUGGCACACACAAUAUGUACAGAGAAUACAGAGACUUAUCUGUUAGCGGAGCUGUAACACAAUGUUACAGAGACAUGGGAGCACGUCACCGUGCACGCGCUCAUUCCAUUCAAAUAAUUAAAGUAGAAGUUGUAAAAGCAGCCAAUUGUCGUAGACCACAAGUUAAACAAUUCCACGAUUCUAAGAUCAAAUUCCCAUUACCCAAACGAAUCCAUCAUAAAAAUCGUAUGCCACUCUUUAGCGUCCGUAAACCACGCACUUAUUUCCUUUAAGUGCAUUAUUUACAAUGUUUUGUAUAUUGACGCUAUAAAUAUAAUAUUCUAAACAAAAUAAA
Vespula pensylvanica (western yellowjacket) is the source of this 691-nucleotide messenger RNA. It is a transcript of the gene RpL18A, whose product is annotated as 60S ribosomal protein L18a. Gene Ontology annotation, biological process: translation. Gene Ontology annotation, molecular function: structural constituent of ribosome. Gene Ontology annotation, cellular component: cytosolic large ribosomal subunit; ribosome. The coding region runs from base 96 to 629 and encodes 177 amino acids. The transcript has 3 exons. NCBI's taxonomy places the organism in Eukaryota, Metazoa, Arthropoda, Insecta, Hymenoptera, Vespidae. The record is from RefSeq and is a predicted model, not a curated record.